This is a messenger RNA of Penicillium arizonense, 603 nucleotides long. RefSeq lists its product as uncharacterized. The record is from RefSeq and is a predicted model, not a curated record. Lineage: Eukaryota; Fungi; Ascomycota; Eurotiomycetes; Eurotiales; Aspergillaceae. The transcript has a single exon. Bases 1 to 603 code for a protein of 200 amino acids.
AUGCCCGAGCAAAUGCAUGAGCACUACGACGGUCAAAUGCAAGACAAGCAGGAACAAGAAUCAACGUCCAUCAAUUCAAUUUCCGAACAGAGACAGAACCACUAUAGCGAGCUCUUGAGCUAUUUACACGCCAAAAACGCCCUGAACAAAGACCCCAACCAUUCCACGCCUGCAUCGUUCUCUCUCGCAUCCUCAGCAGGCCAUUCCGUCUCCUUCUUCUCCUACCGCUUCUCAUUGCCGACUUUGGGAUCUAGUACCGCGACUCCCCCCCGAUAUCCGCUUCCGGGAAUCUUUACGACGGUGAUCAUCCUACUGGUCAUGGUUUGGAUUGCCAUCUUUACGAUUGGAUUGGUCGAAUUGGGGAGUUAUCUCUGGGCACGGAGAGAGGCCCAAGUUGACGAUGAAGAAGAAGUUGAGCAUGGUGAGGAGGGAAGUGUGCGCUUGGAUGACUUGAAGUCAGUGCCAUUCACAGUUGUUGUUCCACCGGAGAGAAUCAGGUCCAGCUCAGAGAUAGAGCAUGAUGAUGAAUACCUAGUGUCCGUUUUUAGUGAUUCUGAUUUGAGUUCUGCUUCAGACUCCGAAGAGGGUCAUCAGCUUUCUUGA